Messenger RNA from Blastomyces dermatitidis ER-3, 2731 nucleotides. Its product is annotated as GTP-binding protein EsdC. The transcript has 2 exons. Bases 698 to 1489 code for a protein of 263 amino acids. The record is from RefSeq and is a predicted model, not a curated record. Lineage: Eukaryota; Fungi; Ascomycota; Eurotiomycetes; Onygenales; Ajellomycetaceae.
AUGAUAAGGCCUGGCUACCCGCCCGGUUGAUUAUGUCAGCGAGGUCGACAAAACAAAGUUGGACAGGUUAGCCGAUAUGCAGGUUCUAUUUUUGGACUUCCCCUCUGCUGGGCCGCCCCAAACGGUGUUUGUUGCUCUGCUGCCCAUAUAACCUCCUGCUCUUCCUCCUCAUUCUCUCUCCCUUCUCUUCUUUUUCUUCUUUUCUUUUCCUCAGCAGGUCUUGUUUGUCUUCUGAAGAGCUAUUCCUUUAAUUUUGAGGUGCCUAAUUUCCUGUUGUGUCUUUUCGUUGUCUACUUCUUCUCGCGCAAUCACAUUCACAAGGAGCUGUGCUUCUUGCUUCCGGUACCUCUUGAUUAAUUCAAUCCUCCAACUUGAUAUCGCAUUGUUCGUCGCCGGUCGACGUCAUUGUUUAAUAGCUUCUUCUUUUCAACGUCCUUACUUUCGAGACCCGUCCGCUCUAUUUUAUCGAUCACAAUUUCCGAAAGCGACUCUGGUAGUCCUUCUGGCUUCGAUAGAAUAUAACUGCUCCCUGAUAUAUUCAAUUCUUUUAAAAUACAUAUAAUUUCUUAUCAUUAUUAUUUUUUAUCUUUUUACCACACCCCAUUCACUAAUAUAUUUACAAACUCCAUUACCUUCAUUACAACCAUCACUUUUUACAUUGUAAUAUACUUAAUAUUCGGAAGUUAUUCAAGAAAAAAUGGCCGCCGUGCAACUCAGUUUCUCCAUCCGCACCUCUCCCAAUGUCAAGACUAUCCAUCUCCUCGGUUCGUGGGAUAACUACGCGGGUCAGCUCCCACUCUCCCAGGAUGCCUCCGCCAAACCCGGCUCAUGGAAGGGGACUUUCCGUUUCCAGGGCAAUUCUCUCCAACUGGGACAGCGAUACUGGUACUACUACAUCAUGGACGGCUACCAUGUCUCUCAUGACCCAACUGCGGAAUACACUGUUGAACCCACCACUGGCCGCAAGCUCAACAUCCUAGAUGUUCCCAGUGGAGCCCGCAGCAGCACCAACUCUUCCCACAGACAUUCCCACGCUGGACCAAUCAAAGGCCGCGCUCUUUCGCCUUCCAAGAUCCUCUCCCCGAAGCCUUCCAAGCCUUACGCUUCUCGCCAAAUUCGGGAUCCCCGCUACUCCCCACCGCCUACCGUCAGCGAACUCACCAGACGCUUUGGCCGUGUCGAUAUGUCCGAUUCCGAUUCGGAUCUCUCCUCUAGCCCGCCCUCGUCGACUGGAUCUUCGAUCUCUACUCGCUCAGAUAGCUCGUCGCCAUCGUCUAUCUCUUCCUUGAGCGACAAUAGCUCCAUUUGCAGCUGCGAGCGAUACGGAAUCACCCGUAAGGGAGAUCGCGUCAAGAUCGAUUGUGGAGGUAGCCGCUGUGGAACCAAAUCUCCCGCUUCCAAUUCUGAUAUCUGCUCCAGCGACUCGGAGGAGGAAUAUCGCGAAGCCCGCCCAAUGGCCCGCCGCCCACACUACGUCUCCCACAGAUGAUUAACUCGCUCUUUGGUGGUUGAUAAAUUGUCAACUUCGUCCUCCACAUCCUAGCGCGCACCGUUGUUGACAGAUGGAUUGCGGAAACAUUAGAUCCGUCUCAACACCUCAACCCUCGCUCCCUUGUAUCAUUUACCCAUGACCUUGAUGAAAGUAACGUCUUCCAGGGUUAGUUAUCUUUUGUCAUCCAAAUUGGUUAAAGAUGAGAAUCAUAUACGAAGCGAAAAAAAUUGUCAUGCCCGCAUGCCCGCUGUCUCUUGUGACUUGAAACAAUAAUUUUGACGACAAACUUUUAAACAUUCAGUUCGCUCACCCAUAUUGUUUGGUAAUUUGUUUUAUCUUCUUCCUGUUCUGUUUUGACUAGUUUUUCCCAACUCUGGCAUCGGAUAAUAAACGACGCUACUUUCCAUCGAUUCAUCCUAGCAUUUGAAGCCAACAAGCACGUUGCCAGCAUGAAUCCACCCAGCGUCACCGUACUGCUUUUUUCCUCUGCAUUUCCACGAACCCGGCUUUUACGCGGAAAAUGUCACUCUACAGCGAAUCGCCAAAUUCUUCUUGUUGCAAAACCGGAUACUUUAGGUAUCUUCCCAUUCUUGGUCCCCCCCCAACCCCCCAAAAAUCGAUCGAGUUUCAAAUCGUAAUUGCCAAUCGUGAUGACUCCGUUACUUCGAAACCCGUACCAAAUAAACACAUCUUAAAAAAAUAAAAAUAAUCUCGAAAAAAAUAUGUUUUUAGUUACGCAGCCAUUUACGUCCCCUCGCGAAAACAAGCAUCAUCCAUCGCAAUCCGGUUGAAACCCCAGAUCUUGUUUUCCAAUCUUUUUUUGUGAUUUACCGCAAUUUGUCUUUGUCACGCAACGAAAUUGCAUACCACAAUUUGCCUGUUCCAGCUUUUUGUAUCUUAUUUUUUACUUGUUGUGAAACGCCGUCUUGUCACUCCCAGACUUGGUGCAACUUUUGUCGUCCCUUCAGAGCGGCCUAUAGCGGCAGCUUCUGCACCUUGACCCUCUAUCUAUGGGCUGCAAGUCGGGAUGACUAGAAGCGGACACACUCAAGAGAACGCAGGAGGUGGGGUGGUGAGGUGGUGAGGAUGAGAGGUCAGAGAGUAUGUUUGUACUUGGGAGAUGGAGGGAAGAAUUGCGCAGCCGCCUCAUAUUGUGGAUGUUGGAAGGAGUGAUUUUCUUUUCCUUUCUUGUGAUGAGAAUCGAGAAGGGGAAAGAAAAGAGGAAUAGGGGAAGAAAAA